Triplophysa dalaica is the source of this 3952-nucleotide messenger RNA. RefSeq names its product proteoglycan 4-like. The transcript is spliced from 14 exons. Bases 439 to 3168 code for a protein of 909 amino acids. Gene Ontology annotation, biological process: regulation of mitotic cell cycle; protein autophosphorylation; negative regulation of apoptotic process. The record is from RefSeq and is a predicted model, not a curated record. Lineage: Eukaryota; Metazoa; Chordata; Actinopteri; Cypriniformes; Nemacheilidae. Gene Ontology annotation, cellular component: cytoplasm. Gene Ontology annotation, molecular function: ATP binding; protein serine/threonine kinase activity.
CCGCAGUUAACUCCGCACUUUUCCAAAAAAACGAGGAAGAAGAAGUUAAUUUCCACCAGAAGAUGGCAGUAGUGCAGCACUGUGUAUUCAGGAUCCCAUUAAAAACCAAAGAAAAGAAAGAGCUCGCGCGCACAACACAGUUACGAGCGCUAGUUUUGAACGUAACAUUUGUAAAAGGUUUCCUAGGCGACCUGAAUUCAGCGUGUGUGUUUGUUUGAAACGCAAACGUCAUAAAGAGAGUCGACGCUGUGAACAGCUCUUAUCAGGACGCAGAGUUGAAGUUUCUUCUCAGUGCUGUUUUAAUCGAAAGCGACGACGGAUCACAUAACCUGCUAUCAAGUGUUUAUAGACGGUCAGCUAGCGACGAUACGAAACUCGACGAGUCUACACACACAGACAGACAGAGGAUCGGGAAAUAGACGAGUUAAAGAUCUUCACAUGGCGUCUUCAUCUCUUACAACAAACGACAUGGAGAAAAAUCAAGAGAAGAAGAAGAAGAAGGGUGUGCUUAAGAAAGGAUGGUGGGCAGUGAAGGGCUGCUGCUCUUGCACCCGAAGCAAUGACCUGGAUCCAUCUGAAGAGCCGUAUCUACCAGUCUUGAACCCGGUGGUCUUUGCAGACACAGCUGAUCGCCCUGGUUGUGACCUGGAGCAAACGCCUCUUGAAGAUCCGGUCGAUCCUCCCCAAGAGCCUUCUGGACUCAAGCAAACCGCUCCAGAAGAACCAACUGACGACACAUCAGAACAACAAACUGAAGGGAAGAAGAAGAUGAAGGGUGUCCGUGCCCGCUUUAAGAAAGGAUGGCAGGCUAUGAAGCACUCCUGCGCCCGAAACAACAAAGUGGUGCCUUUACCUACACAGCCUGACCUGGAUCCAUCAGAUCCUCAGCCAGCUCCUGCGGGUCCUAGGCCAGCUCCUGCGGGUCCUAGGCCAGCUCCUGCGGGUCCUAGGCCAGCUCCUGCGGGUCCUCGGCCAGCUCCUGCGGGUCCUCGGCCAGCUCCUGCGGGUCCUCGGCCAGCUCCUGCGGCUCCUGCGGGUCCUCGGCGAGCUCCUGUAGAUCCUCAGCCAGCUCCUGUAGAUCCUCAGCGAGCUCCUGUAGAUCCUCAGCCAGCUCCUGUAGAUCCUCAGCCAGCUCCUGAAGAUCCAGCUGAGGACAGACCAGAAGGGAAGAAGAAGAAGGGUGUCCGUGCCUGCUUUAAGAAAGGAUGGCAGGCUAUGAAGCACUCCUGCGCCCGAAACAACAAAGUGGUGGCUUUAGCUACACAGCCUGACCUGGAUCCAUCAGAUCAUCAGCCAGCUCCUGUAGAUCCUCAGCCUGCUCCUGUAGAUCCUCAGCCUGCUCCUGUAGAUCCUCAGCCAGCUCCUGUAGAUCCUCAGACAGCUCCUGUUGAUCCUCAGCCAGCUCCUGUUGAUCCUCAGCCAGCUCCUGUAGAUCCUCAGCCAGCUCCUGUAGAUCCUCAGCCAGCUCCUGUACAUCCUCAGCCAGCUCCUGUACAUCCUCAGCCAGCUCCUGAAGAUCCAGCUGAGGACAGACCAGAAGGGAAGAAGAAGAAGGGUGUCCGUGCCCGCUUUAAGAAACGAUGGCAGGCUAUGAAGCAGUCCUGCGCCCGAAACAACAAAGUGGUGGCUUUACCUACAAAGCCUGACCUGGAUCCAUCAUAUCCUCAGCCAGCUUCUGAAGAUCCUCAGCCAGCUCCUGAAGAUCCUCAGACAGCUCCUGAAGAUCCUCAGCAAGCUCCUUUAGAUCCUCAGCAAGCUCCUUUAGAUCCUCAGCAAGCUCCUGAAGGUCCUCAGCCAGCUCCUGAAGGUCCUCAGCCAGCUCCUGAAGGUCCUCAGCCAGCUCCUGAAGGUCCUCAGCCAGCUCCUGAAGAUCCAGCUGAAGACAGAUCGGAAGGGAAUAAGAAGAAGAAGGGUGUCCGUGCCCGCUUUAAGAAAGGAUGGCAGGCUAUGAAGCAGUCCUGCGCCCGAAACAACAAAGUGGUGGCUUUACCUACAAAGCCUGACCUGGAUCCAUCAGAUCAUCAGACAGCUCCCGAAGAUCCUCAGCCAGCUCCCGUAGAUCCUCAGCCAGCUCCCGUAGAUCCUCAGCCAGCUCCCGUAGAUCCUCAGCCAGCUCCCGUAGAUCCUCAGCCAGCUCCCGUAGAUCCUCAGCCUAAAGAUCGUGAAGCUUAUAACCCACAGAGCUUUGAUUUUACUGAACUAAUAGAGGAAUUCUAUCGUAGUUUAUCUGAUUAUGAUCCAUAUGUUCAGAGAUUGCUCAAACUUUUUCGACCAUAUUCGCCUCCCCAAUUUCCUGCUCCAUGGCGUUCUGGGCAAUUGUUUCUUUAUGAAUUGGAUAAAUUUGAAGCGUUUUCAGCCCUUUAUGAGGUGGGAAAGAACUGUUUAGGAAAAGGACACGGCGGCAUUGUGUAUCAGGGGACUCGCAAGUCCGAUGGCCUGAAGGUCGCCAUCAAAUUUAUGUCCAAGUCACCCGGCACGGAAAGAUUUAUUCAUGUUCCUGGAUAUGACAAGCCUCUCGUCUCAGAAGUGGCUCUAAAUCUGAUGCUACAGAAACCAGAGAGAUGCCCCAACAUUGUGGCUCUGUUGGACUGGUUUGAAGAGGACAUCAUCUACAUCCUCGUUCUAGAAUAUCCAUAUCCCUGUUUAUGCUUGAGAGAUUUCCUUGACGUUGAACGUCUGUCUGAAGAUCAGGCACGUCCUCUCAUGCGACAAGCAGUGAACGCAGCCCAGCACUGCAUCGACCACGAUGUCUGCCAUGGUAGCUUGGCGAUCAGAAACACUGUGAUCAAUAUACAGACCAUGACACUCAUGUUCAUAGACUUUGGACGUGGCCAUCUUGCCUCAACUUGGGGCAAACCAGACCCUGAACACACCGAACCUGUACGUUGCAUUCCUGCACCAACUUGGGUCGAACCGAGCGGUGAAACCUGGGGUCGAGGUCAUGCGGUUGCUGAUACGGUCUAUGGUUUGGGUAGACUGCUCCUGUGUAUGAUGGGUGGAAGUUGGGUGACUCUUAAAAAGGAUGUUACAAAUGACAGCCCUGAGUUCACGCAACUUGGUUUAACUGAAGAAUGCUUUGACUUGAUCCAUCGGUCCGCUAUCGCUUCACCACCCGACAGGGCAACAUUAGAGGAGUUCCUAGACCAUGAGUGGUUCAAGCGAGGUUAAAGGUCAAGAGUAUCUUAUGUCUUUUCUCCUGCGCCCGAAACAACAAAGUGGUGCCUUUACCUACACAGCCUGACCUGGAUCCAUCAGAUCCUCAGCCAGCUCCUGAAGAUCCUCGGCCAGCUCCUGCGGGUCCUCGGCCAGCUCCCGCGGGUACUCGGCCAGCUCCCGCGGGUCCUCGGCCAGCUCCCGCGGGUCCUCGGCCAGCUCCCGCGGGUCCUCGGCCAGCUCCCGCGGGUCCUCGGCCAGCUCCCGCGGGUCCUCGGCCAGCUCCCGCGGGUCCUCGGCCAGCUACCGCGGGUCCUCGGCCAGCUCCCGCGGGUCCUCGGCCAGCUCCCGCGGGUCCUCGGCCAGCUCCCGCGGGUCCUCGGCCAGCUCCCGCGGGUCCUCGGCCAGCUCCCGCGGGUCCUCGGCCAGCUCCCGCGGGUCCUCGGCCAGCUCCUGAGGAUCCAGCUGAAGACAGACCAGUUUUAUCUUUUAACAUAACAAACAGAAGGGAAGAAGAAGAAGGGUGUCCAUGCCCGCUUUAAGAAAGGAUGGAAGGCUAUGAAGCACUCCUGCGCCCGAAACAACAAAGUGGUGCCUUUACCUACACAGCCUGACCUGAAUCCAUCAGAUCCUCAGCCAGCUCCUGCGGGUCCUCGGCCAGCUCCUGCGGGUCCUCGGCCAGCUCCUGCGGGUCCUCGGCCAGCUCCCGCGGGUCCUCGGCCAGCUCCCGCGGGUCCUCGGCCAGCUCCCGCGGGUCCUCGGCCAGCUCCCUCGGGUCCUCGGCCAGCUCCCUCGGGUC